AUGAGGGGAUUUCCAAAAACUCCAACUACCGAGUCCUCUCGCAAUUCUUCUACCACUACUACGAAUACUAGUGCAGCCCCAACUCUAGGUGGCUCAUCCAACGUUAUGGCCAACAUGGCAAACCCUGCGACUGCUACUUCCAUUACCACCACCACCAACCCUAACACAAUAGGUACAGCUAAUCAUAUUAGUGCAGGUGUAGUGAACAACAGCAACGCCAACGUUAAUGGAGUUGCUUCUACUACAAAUACAUUUUCUUGGUCCUCGGUGGCCGCGGCAAAUAGUAACAAUACAGUUUCUAGUCGUACCCUUCAUAACGAACCGUCCGAGAAAACGGACGUGCCUGGUGGAGCUGAGUCAGCUCUGAGUCCUUUUAAAUAUUCAAAAGAGUUCAUGCUGAAAUUUUAUAAGCCAGUAGGAUUACCUUUGGAAUUUGAACGUCAUGAAUAUGUUACAAGUGACGAGCCAUUACCACCGAUGGCAUUGUUAUCAUAUACAGAACAAGAGCAGAAGCUGCUUUCAGGAGCUUCAGUCAAUAGCGAUCUUACUCGUCGUAUUGUAUCUAAUGUCAACGUUGCCACCGCAACUACAGCAAGUGAACGUACGGUGGACAGAGGGCCCUUCUCUCCAAGAGGAGAUAAGCCUUCUAGUACAGGAUUAACUUCACCGAGGACCGAACGAAGAGAAGGAAGUAUUUCAUCAGUAUCGCGACGUGAUGGGGAAAAAGAUGAGGAUAAUAAAGAGGCGCAAAUAGCUCGUCCGAAUCGCACACUUCGGACAGCAAGUCUUUCUAUUCAUCCCCCUACGUUGACGGAUGAUCUAAUGUGGAAUGGCGUGAAUCGUCACGCUGUUGGCACAUUUGAUAGUCACGGAGUAUUUAGAAUCCCAGGUAGUAGCGGUAACAGUAGCAUUACUAAUAACGAGACUUUACCUAACGGUAAACUCAAAGAGAACCAUAGCCGGAAUGAAGUGAAUGAACAAAAUCCUUCGACUGAACCUCCUGAAACGCGCACAGAUGAAAAGUCUGAUACAGACAGGGAUGUGUUGCUACAUGGAGAACCGGCCCCAAUAUAUAACGGAGAAUCCAUUGAACAUGGGAACGACUCUGAACUUUCAUCAGAUGAACGUUCUCAAUCAUCAAUAGAAAUCAUCCAACCGGAACCGCCGGAGCAAGAACAAAAUAAGGAAAAAGAUCAAGGGAUAAAUCAGCGGACUGAAAAUGAACAUUCCUCCUCCUUGCUAACUAAUCAACUUGAAAAUUCAGAAAAUAUGAAAGAAUCUUCGAAUCAGAAACCGGAGGCUGUUUCUGAAUUGCGGAAAUCGGCUUCACCUGUUAAAGACGAAUUCAAAAUAUCAUCGAUUCUUGAAAAAUCACAGCAAGCACCGUCAUCAGAAUUACAAUCUCUAUUGCAAUCCAAUUCUCAAACACAAUUGUUGCUUCAGCAGCAGCAAAAUAUAUUGUUACAGCAGCAGCAACAGCAACAAUUGCUCCUACAACAACAUCAACCUCAUCAGCAAUUGCUACAAGAGCAGCAACAAUUCGUUCAUCAGUCACAGCAGCAUCAACCAAAUCAACAUUCUCAACAGCACCAUCAUCAAAAACAACACUUAUUACAGCAACAAUUAUUGCUUCCACCUCGUUCGCCUAUCGCUGCACAAUCCUUUGAUUCUGAUCAAGAUGAUGAUGUGCUAAAGGCUGCAUUUUCAUAUUCUGGUCUUGGAGGCACGACUCCGCCAUUUUCGCCGGGUGUCUUAGCAUCUAAAUUUUCUAUAAACAAUGCCUUUGCAGACACAUCCGCUGGAAGCAAUAGCUUGUUUAGUAAUAUUGAUUCGAGAAAAUCAUCAUCCGAAUCCGAGUGGCUUUAUCGAGAUCCCGCGGGUAAAAUACAAGGUCCAUUUAGUAGUCAAGAAAUGAAUGAUUGGUUCAAAGGAGGAUUUUUUACAGGCUCUCUUAUGGUAAAGAGAGUAGAUGAUCCUUCUUUUGAACCGUUGGCAAAUUUAAUUCGGAAAACUGGUGAUGAAGAGAAACCAUUUUCAGCCCCUUUAUUAAGUGGAAGGCCUCCGCUGACAAUUGCAAUGCCACCUACCACUUCGGGACGUUUAGUAAAUGAUCCAUUCCAGAGAGGUUGGGGUGCACCAAGUUCACCAAGUACUGCACAAUUAUUCUUGGAUCAGCAACGAUUUAAUCCGUUUGGAGGCACAACAUCAGUUCCCACUACUCCAUUUGAUCGAUACCAAUUUGGGAGUGUAUUUGGUAAUAGAACUAGUGAGAUUAGCAAUGGAUGGAAUGAUUUGAAUACCGCUACUACUAAUAGUAAUAAUAAUAGUACAUGGCCUACCUCAGAAACCUUUACUCCAACCACGGGGAAUUUAUCUCCUCGAUUGCAAAAUCCCAGUUCACCUUUAUUUAGUAGCACUAGUGCCUUUGGGAUCCCGCAGACUCAUAAUUACAUGGAACAUCAACGCGCACUUAACUCGCAAAUCGAACGAUUCGGUGCUAUCUCUGGUCCAAUUUCAGCCCCAAUAUCUAAUACACCAACUGCUCUUAUCGACGUUAUAUCACGUGCUGCUGCUGCUCCAUGGAAUGCUACAAGUGAACAGCAAACACCUUCUUCUCCAUGGAAUCCGAUCGUUACUCCGAACGUAGCCCCUACUCCUUCACGAGUAUCAACAACACAACAUGAAGAAGUUGGUUAUUUUGGUACGAGAAAAGAUCUCAAUUUUGGGCUUAAUACUCAACCAAUUCAAUUUGAAUCGUCGUCUCCACUUCAUCAGUCCAACGAAACACCACAAUUCGAAACCAGUGGAGCACAAACGCAAGAAUCUGAACUGGAGAUCAAGGUAAAUAACACUGCUGAAGCAAUUGCAAAGGUUGUUCUUGCUGACGAAGAACCCAGCACAAAUAAACAUAUUAAAGAGCAAACAGUGGAAGAAAAGAAACAAUCUGCUGAUGAGCCAACUAUUACGACUAAAGUUAAUGUUGUACAAGAAACUCCGAUAACUUCUAAAAAGGAAGAAUCCUCUAAUAAAUCCCGACCCUCUUUGCGAGAAAUUCAGGCUGAUGAAGAAAGAAAAAAACAACAGGAAGAGAGAGAAAAAUCUCAAAAAUCGGCCAAUUUAGCAUGGGGAGGUGUUAUUCCCACUAGUACUUUAUCUUCUCCAUGGGCUACCAAGGAUGAUGAAAAUGGAUCUCACAAGGCUCCAUCUCUUCGCGAAAUUCAAGAAAUGGAAGCUCGUAAAGCUGCAGAGCGAAAGGCUGUGGAACGAAUUAAUACCGCUAAUUUUGUUGCUCAAAGUGCUGCCGUCUCCAACACUACAAAAGAUGAAAUUGCGGCGAUCAACACUUCGUGGGGUAUGAUGUUACCCAACUCAUCAACUGCAACUAAUACCACAACCGCAGCAUCAAAUUCUUCAUCACUUUCAUCUUCACCGAUUGUUACUGCUGCUCCAGCUUGGCAUUCGAACAACGUUGGACCGAAGAAAACAUUAAGGGAAAUUCAGAAAGAGGAGGAAGAAGCAAUGAAAAAACGUCAUAGGAUGAGAGAAAUGCAACAACAAGCAUCGUUGAAUGCUGCUGCAGCAGGAAAUCCUACUGUUUCGAGUGGUUUGGGAAAACGUUACGCAGACACUCUAGUCGCGGGUGGUGUCACUGUUGGUGGAGUGAAGAAGCCUGCAUUACCACCAGCAAUUGGCUCAGCUUGGACUACUGUUGCCGCUGGUAAACCGGGUGCGGCCUCGCGUGUUAGUACUGGUACAAAUCCAUCAUUUAAUGUCAAUUCGAAUACAAAUAUUGCAGCUUCUAAUGUAUUAAAAUUAGGUAAUCUGUCUAAAGAAUCUUCUUUUGCUUGGGAUGUAGAGGCCAUUAAAAAUAACAUUAGUGGAUUACAAAAUGCUCAAAGAACACAAAUCCAAACUAAUCAAAAUGCUCCUCGCCCUCCUUCCGAAGAAUUCAUGAAAUGGUGUCGUAACAUAUUGCGUCCCUUGAAUAAUAACAUUAACGUCGACGAUUUUAUCCAAAUGCUCUUCACCUUUCCAUUGGACCCGCCACCGAACACCCUCGAGAUUAUCCAAGAAUCUGUCUAUGAAUAUUCGACCAAUUUGGAUGGACGUCGUUUCGCCGACGAGUUUGUAAAAAGACGAAAAGCUGAUGCUGCUGGUAUUUCAAUGAGUAGUUAUUCGAGUUAUCACGGAGAAGGAAAAUUAGGAAAAGAUGUGGGAACGAAUAAUUCUGUUGUUGGUGUAAAAGAGGACACAAGUAGUAGCACAAAUGCCUUUAAAGUUGUGACUGCAAAAAAGGGCAAAAAGAAACAUUAA
This is a messenger RNA of Ambispora gerdemannii, 4314 nucleotides long. The record is from the annotation of a GenBank genome assembly. Lineage: Eukaryota; Fungi; Glomeromycota; Glomeromycetes; Archaeosporales; Ambisporaceae.